Sander lucioperca (pikeperch) is the source of this 8077-nucleotide messenger RNA. RefSeq names its product Rho GTPase activating protein 32b (gene arhgap32b). NCBI's taxonomy places the organism in Eukaryota, Metazoa, Chordata, Actinopteri, Perciformes, Percidae. Gene Ontology annotation, biological process: small GTPase-mediated signal transduction. Gene Ontology annotation, molecular function: GTPase activator activity; protein binding; phosphatidylinositol phosphate binding. The record is from RefSeq and is a predicted model, not a curated record. Gene Ontology annotation, cellular component: cell cortex; nucleoplasm; Golgi apparatus. The coding region runs from base 506 to 6502 and encodes 1998 amino acids. The transcript is spliced from 25 exons.
GCUCCUCUGCCCCAGACAGUCAGUAUCCACUCCGAGGUGUGCUCUCCUUUGAGUUGCACACAGAGGAAAGCCUCUUGACAAGUUUUAACCUGGAAAUAACGUCCUGUGGCUCCAGCGAACUGAGUCGGACUUUUAUUUCGAAAGGGAAGAGUUGUUUUGGCGGGCGAUAGUAGUCUUUAUUUAUUCCCAGAAGAGAACAGCAACUGACUGAACGGUUCCCGUCGGGGAGCAUUUUUUGUUUGGGUCAAACUGUGACUACAACCACUGGCGCGGUUUCUGCGGGUUCUGCUUGGAGAGAAAUUGAAAAAUGUUUCCAAUUCUUUCUGCCUGACGUAUUUGAGGCUGCUGCUUUGUUAACGUGAAGCUGUAAUGAGGAGCGCAUUGAACAGCGGUGAAGCGCCAGACGGAGACAGCGAAAGCUAAGCUCAUCUCACCAACCAACGGUGGUCAACGACCACAGACUCGACCACAAAAUACAGGCUGCUCAUUGCAGUGAGUCAGUAUCAUGGAGGCAGGCAGCGGGGCUGCCGCAGCGGUGGGGAGUGCAGCACUAGGACUGCUGGGAGCCACAGCCACGUCCAGCCAUGACAUCUUGGACAGGGGCCUGAGGCCUGGACGUCACCCGGAGGACGAGGACAUUUUGCCUGAACUGGCUAACAUCCAUCCCAGAGAGAGACCUGACUGGGAGGAGACCAUCAGUGCCAUGGCGAGGAGUGCAGAGAUCCCUGAGCUGAGGACGGAGCCCCUCAUGCGCUCAUGCAGCAGCAGCACGGCCAGCAUGAAGGUCAAGAAUGUUAAGAAACUUUGCUUCACCAAGGGCCACUUCCCGAAACUGGCAGAGUGCGCUCACUUCCACUACGAAAACGUGGACUUUGGCACAAUUCAGUUGUCCCUGGGGGACGAACAGUGUGAAGUGACGCGGAACGGCUAUGAGUCCAAGGAGCUGGUGUACUUAGUUCAUAUUUACUGCCAGGGUCGAAGUUGGAUUGUAAAGCGCAGCUAUGAAGACUUCCGUGUCCUGGACAAGCACCUGCACCUCUGCAUCUAUGAUCGACGCUUCUCACAGCUGCCUGAGCUGCCUCGAUUGGACAUUCUGACUGACCAGUCAGAGUCAGUUUCCCAGAUGUUGUUGGCUUACCUCUCCCGGCUCUCAGCCAUCGCUGACAACAAGAUCAACUGUGGGCCCGCCCUCACGUGGAUGGAGGUUGACAAUAAGGGAAAUCAUCUGCUGGUUCAUGAAGAGUCGUCCAUCAACGUGCCAGCUAUCGCUGCCGCCCACGUCAUCAAGCGCUACAUCGCCCAGGCCUCAGACGAGCUGUCCUUCGAGGUUGGCGACAUCGUGUCAGUGAUUGACAUGCCCCCUAAAGAAGACACCACAUGGUGGAGGGGCAAGCAUGGCUUUCAGGUUGGCUUCUUUCCCAGCGAGUGUGUGGAGCUCAUAAAUGAUAAAGUGCCGCAGUCCAUGACCAACACGGUGCCAAAACCAGCUUCCCCCUGCUCUGGCCUGCAGCCUGCUUCUUGGAAUCUCUUCCCCCCCUACUUGGAGAUGGAGAGUGUAAUACAGGACAGUGCAUGGGUGGCCGACCCGCUAAACCACUACAGCCUAAGUUCAGUGUCUAAGAAGCACGGGAAGCUGAUCACAUUCUUGCGUACCUUCAUGAAGUCCCGGCCCACCAAGCAGAAGCUGAAGCAGAGGGGCAUCCUCCGGGAGAGGGUGUUCGGCUGCGACCUGGGAGAACACCUCCUCAACUCAGGACAUGAUGUGCCCCAGGUCCUCAAGAGCUGCACCGAGUUCAUCGAGAAGCAUGGCGUGGUGGACGGCAUGUACCGCCUCUCUGGAAUUGCCUCAAAUAUCCAGAAAUUGCGGCACGAGUUUGACUCUGAGCAGAUCCCCGACCUGACCAAAGAUGUCUACAUCCAGGACAUCCACUGUGUCGGCUCGCUGUGCAAGCUCUACUUCAGAGAGCUGCCCAACCCCCUGCUCACCUACCAGCUCUAUGAGAAAUUCUCUGAUGCUGUGUCAGCGGCAACGGACGAAGAACGACUCAUCAAAAUCCAUGAUGUCAUCCAGCAGCUUCCUCCACCGCAUUACAGGACCCUGGAGUUCCUGAUGAGACACCUUUCGCACCUGGCAGCAUUCAGCUACAUCACCAACAUGCACAGCAAGAACCUGGCCAUCGUCUGGGCACCCAACCUGCUCAGGUCCAAACAGAUUGAAUCUGCGUGCUUCAGCGGCACAGCAGCCUUCAUGGAAGUCCGAAUCCAGUCGGUGGUGGUGGAGUUCAUCCUCAACCAUGUGGACGUUCUCUUCAGCACUAAACUUAGCUCACUCAUACGAGAGGGAGCAGGUCACAACUCACUGUCACGGCCCAAAUCCCUGCUGGUUUCAUCGCCCUCCACUAAACUCCUGAGUCUGGAGGAGGCCCAGGCCAGGACCCAGGCUCAGAUCAACUCUCCAGUCACUGAAGACAGUAAAUACAUCGAGGUGGGCGAAGGUCCGGCGGCCCUGCAGGGAAAGUUCCACACUGUCAUCGAGUUUCCCACCGAGAGGAAGAGGCCUCCUAUUAAAUCCAAGAAGUCUCCUGUGGGUAGUUGGCGUUCUUUCUUUAACCUGGGCAAGUCUUCCUCCAUGUCCAAGCGCAAGCUGCCCCGCAACCCCAGUGAGCCCAAUGAACUAAAGGCCAUGGCUCUCGCCGGAGGCCGAGGAGACACGGCAACAUUAAGAUCAGCCAAAAGUGAAGAGUCACUGAGUUCCCUGCACAAUGUUGAAGGAGAGUCCAAGCUGUACCGUCCUCGGCGGCCGCGCUCCAGCAGCGAUGCCCUGUCAGCUUCCUUUAAUGGCGAGCUGCUGGACAGCCGACAGCACUGCAACUCUUACGACAACCUGGGCGCUACGGAGGACAGCGACGGAGACGACGGGCCCAUCUGUGUGCCGGCCCUCAUUUCCCCUCCCCGCUCGGCAGGUGAAGAUGUGGACCUCAGCCCGCCAGACAUUGGCAUGGCCUCCUUGGACUUUGACCCCAUGUCUUUCCAGUGCAGUCUCCCCGAUACCUCUUACGCCUUCCCCCUGGAUGACUCACCCGCUGGGGCUGAGGGUUCCACAUUAAAGAGGAGCCCCGGAAGCAUCUGUGGCAAGACCAAUGGCUCUGACUUCAUCUCUGCUACCUUCCUGGGUAGCUUGAUGUCCCCCUUGUUGUCCACAGACUUCUGCCUGGCUGCUGGAGAGAAGGUGGAAAGCAAGAAACUGCCCACUUCCUAUUCUUACACCGAUAAACCAACACAGGCCGUGACGCCCAUUAAAUGUGGAAAGACCACUAGUUUAAUACCAUUUGCCACUUCAGAGCUUUUCUCUACAGAGAUGCCUGACAAGAAUACAGCCGGAAAGGCCGUCUCUUCACAACCGUUAUCUCCUCCUCCAGUAGCCAAGGACUCUCCUCCCCUGAUGGGCAGUGUGCUGCUGAGAGCAGCCGAGCCGUCGCUAAGUGAAGCUUUCCAAAUGGAGCUGCACUCUAAGCUGACAGGCUGUGACAGCGUGGACAGUCGAGAGCUGAAGGGAGAGGACAGCAUACAGCAGGCGCCAGCUGCCAGCAGCCAAGAGGACCAAGGAGUCGUAGCUCCGGACUCUUCAAAGGACCUCACCCCUCGUUCCCUCAGCUCUACAGCUCCCACUAUUGCCCCUCUUCCUCCUCCUCCCCCUCCUAAAAAUGCUGCCCGCAUGUUGGCCCUGGCCCUGGCAGAGUCUGCCCAGCAGGUCUCCAGUCAGUCUCAGUCCCGCUCCUCUGAGCCCUCCACACCACUGUCCCCUCUGCUGCAACAGGAGGCGUCUGAUUUCCAGGACUCGCCACAUCCUCGGGUCACACAUUUCCACACUUCCUCCUCCGAGAGAACAGGAACAGGAAGUUCCCCGCCACCACACAGCACUGCUCCGACUGUCACUCCAGCCUCAUCUUGUCCCUCCAAUUCCAGUCCUACAAUCAAGCCGUCAGCCAGUACCGAGUCCUCUACAACUCCACCUGAAACACAGCCAGAAACAGACUCCACCCCACCAGACAGUCCUUGUUACAAGUGUGCCCCAGUCCCCAGUUCAACCAGCCUGACUUCUCCAAUCAGGAAAAGUCCAGAAAGGCAGCAGCCUGUCCCAGUACAGGCCCAAGGACAGGCCCAAGGACAGGCCCCAGGACAGGCCCCAGUCCGUCCCAGCUCAUCUAGUACCACUCCAGCCACCUUCCCCAGUGGCAACUGCAAAGAUACUAGAGUCUUACCACAGCUUGUUCCUGAGGUCAGACCAGAGGAGACUGCACCACCCCCAGUCCUUCCAAAACCAUCAGAGCAGCCACCUCCAACAAUUCAAAAGCCCAAGAGGCAUGCAGUCUCACUGCCCAAGCGUCAAACACAAAAAACUGAGCAACAGAGCCCAGCUCAGAUACAGCCUGUUCCAACACAGCCUCAGACACAGGUCCAACCCCAAACACAGCCUCAGUUCCCCUCGAAGGCCAGCGCAAGAGUGGCCCCCACCUCUGCUGAGCCUGUUGAGAAGCCUUGGGAGGCCAUAAAGCCGGUACAGCCCUGUACAGAGUCUGCAAAGUACCACAACGUGUACGGACCCACGCCUCCAGCGCCUCCUGUCCGCACCAUAGAGAGCAAACUGGCCACAGCCGCACUCAGCCAAAGUGAAGCCUCCUAUAUUCUGGGUGAAGGCCCGGUGCCUAGCCAUCUGGAGGAUGCCUUGCCUCACCACCCCCCUUCUCCUCGUAAAUCUUCCAUGCACCAGCCAGCCUACCUGUACCACGCUAAAGGAGAACCGGUCUUAAUUGAGCCUCCAGGAGCUGCAUACUACCACCAGAGGCCGGUUCCGCUGGGCCCGCAGUCCAUGCCACACCACUUCCGGCCCGACAGCGUCCCCCCACACCUCUCCUAUGUGUCCAAAUCAGAGCCUCAGAUACCUUACAGUGCCAGGCUAGACAACAGAUACAGCACUUUAGGCCCCGGGUCCCACCACCACUCUAUGAAGUCCAGAGGAAACCCCCGCAGUGUGUACGUGUCUCCGGGGCCGGGGCAUCAGGGUUAUAGCCAUGACAGAAACCAAGGCUAUCCCACCAUUCGCAGAGUGCACUCACUCCAUGUUCCUUCCACCAUCCGCUCAGUGCCCAUCCAAAGGACUGAAGUUCCUCCAGAUGACGAGAUGUUCUUCUACCAUCGACCCACGUAUCAGUGCAAAGCCUACCAGCAGCCCCCGCAGCAGUCCUCGCAGGCCGACUACCACGUCACCCAGCUGCAGCCUUACUUUGAGAAUGGACGGGUUCAGUAUCGCUACAGUCCAUACUCUGGUUCGAGCCCUUUGGAGGCCCCUUACUAUGACAUUGACCCUUACGGCACCAUCCGAGUCCGACACCUCCACUCCCAUGGCAGCCGAGAUCCGGGAGCCGCCGCUGGUCGACAGGGUGGAAAGGCGACUGGGUACCACUACCUCGCUCGCCAUGUCAUCCCACCUGGUAAGGAGCACAGCUUUGUGAGCAGGGACAUGCCCCCCAGUCAUGGGACCAAGGAAGCUGCUGCUUACCUCGUUUGGGACCCCGAGGAGUCCGAAAGGCUCCGCAUGCACUCCAUCCGCAGGGAGAGCAGGGCCAGACAGAAGAUUAAAGGCCCUGUCCUCUCUCAGUAUGACAACGUCAGCUUGUUUGCACCAGCAGAUAUACCAAGCUAUGAAACCCUGCACCUGCGCAGCAAAUCUGACCCGGGUAAAGCCUUGCUGGUUGCAGCCGAGAGCAAAGACGGCCGCUACCUGCCCAGACACAUGGUGUCAGACGCUGACGUCCUCAUGUACAUGGAGACCGACAAGCAUGUCCAGGGCAGCGCAGUAGGCGACAAGUCAGACGGCUUCGCCAAGCAUAGCAGUACCAAGAAAUGCCAAUCCUCCCACUCCCUUCCAGCUACUCUGAGCCACAGUCUGUCCCAUCAGCAGGAGAGCGGCCGGCACGAGGCCAAGUACGAGACCGGAGACGACAAGCUGGGUGGGGACGGCAGCAGGUCUAAACACUGGCAGCAGGAGUAUCCCAACAAGUGGAACUUCCAGCCACGUUACGAGUGCCCGGAUUCUGACCACCACCAGAGUAAAGCGAAACCGUUGAGCGGCUACCACAGCACAGAGGACCAGGCAUCAGCGCCCAGGGAACAACAGGCCCGCUCCAAACUGGAGCGGUCACACAGCGUCCGGGAGCAGCAGCACUACAGCCAGGGCAACCCCGACCUGGACAGAGACUUCUCAUAUCAGAAACACGGCACAAAGACAGUGCUGUCCCACUACGAUAACUUGGACGAUUACCACCCAGUACCUCAGCCUCAGGCCCCUGUUCAAAAACGUGGAGGCUCCAGCUCCUAUCCCGCCCCAGGGUUCACAGUGAGCCACAGCAACAGAGCGUACUCCACAGCACUGGGCCAGGGAGCCUUUAUCCAGACUGACAUGGCCAUGCAGAGGCCAGAGACAGAGAUACGUACAGAAUGAAGCAUUUAGGAGAGGGGGGGAGCAGGGGGGUGGGCGUGUGAAAUUAUCUUUAGCUGUGUAGAAGAAAGACUCUAUUGCGCUACGGUCACAGCCUCUGCAGGACAGUGGACUGUCGUAUCACCAAUAUUUUUGCUCCUCUGUAUUUUUAAUGAAUUGUAAAGAAAAUUGUAAGACUUUUUACAGAAAGUUCUGAAUGUACCUGAAAUUAUUGUCCAAGAGGUCAUAUUAUUAUGAUUGAUUGAGACAGUAACCAGUCAUAAAUGUAUAUGAUAUGAAAGAUGUAAGGUACUUUUAACAGGGACACAAAAAUGUAAAAUAUAUAUACUAUAUAUAUAUAUAUAUAUAUGUAUGAAUAGAAUGGCUAGUAAAAAGGGAUUUUAGUUUGUUUGUUUUUUUAGGUGUGGCGCUGGGUAUGAGCAUCAACUGGGAUUAAGGUUUGCAUUUUAGAAAUGCAUGCACACUAUCUCUUACAGAACAGUUCUGUGUAGUACACUAUCCAAUGCGUUCUUUCUGGAUGUUACAGCACAAGUUAUUGGAGGAAGAUAUAUUUAGGGCAUCGCUAACUCCCUCUGCUAAUCUGUACACAUGUAGGCGGUGCGGUGUGUCCGUGUUGGUCUUGAAGAAUCCGACUGGGUGUGAGGUUUGACAAGGAGCUGCAAUGGGUUACUUUCAGAUAAUAUAGUGGUUAUCAAUGUCUUAUUUUCUGUGUGACUGUGCCAUUUUUAUGUAACUUUGCUAUAAACAGAUUUCAAUCACUUCUAAUGGAAUGUUUUGGUACUUGUUUUGUUUGGAAGAGGGACCAAACGACUUGGCGCUGUUGUUGCACAUAACCGGAUGAAGAGGGGAAGAUGGAUGAAUGCCUGUUGUUCCUUUUAAGAUGUGUAAGAGGUUGUUUUUUUAAUUUCAUGUUUUUUUUUUUCAUCGCAUUCUCGGUACUCUCAUGAACUGGACUGACUGAAUAAAGCUGAAAACAAUGUCCUCUCAAACAACGUGGUGAAAAACAUGUCGCCGCUGCUUUGUGGGGAAAACAACUUGGUGAUGAGCCUUAAAUUUAGUUCCAACAGACCAUAUUUUGUUUACUUCACCAUUGUCAUAAUGCACACACAUUGGUAUAUCUAGUUUUAAGAUCACCUUUGAUGAUUUUUGAUUGUUCAGGGUUGACAGGUGAAGUGACCCACUGGGGUUAUUUGUUUUUUUUUGUAUCGCCUCACUGGCUCUGAAUUUAAAACAAUGGGGAGGGAGAUCUUUUUAUAAGAUAUCUGGGGCCAUUUAUUUUCAGGCUGGAAAUUGAUGUACAUUCAUCUGGUAUUAUACUACAUGCCAUUUUGGUUCAUCAUACUGUAUGGAUUACAAUAUGUUUCAAAUAUGUCUAAAUCCAGGUUGUACUCUGUAACUGUUUGACUUCUAUCGCUUGCAGGUUUUGCUCCUCUUGCCUUAUCUAAAGCCUCUACCUUUUCAGAUGGGGAACUGAAGUAAGGCACUGUGUAAUUGAAUGUGAAAACACUCCUCUCUCUCAAACUAGAGGUAUCUGCAGUUAGAUAUGAAAUGAAUAAAACUGUUCAGGAAUAGCUAUAA